Erigeron canadensis is the source of this 620-nucleotide messenger RNA. RefSeq lists its product as uncharacterized. The coding region runs from base 124 to 435 and encodes 103 amino acids. The record is from RefSeq and is a predicted model, not a curated record. The transcript is spliced from 4 exons. Lineage: Eukaryota; Viridiplantae; Streptophyta; Magnoliopsida; Asterales; Asteraceae.
UUUUAUUAAAAAUGAAAAGUCAAAAAGAUUAAAAACCUUUUAAUAUAAAGCUAGGCCAGAACAAACUCAGAAGAAAAAACCAACUCCAAAAAGUAAGCGAAGGCGUCGUUAAUCAAAGAUAAUAUGGCGGCAACAAACGAUAUUCAAGCAGCCCUAAAACCCUUUCAUCAAAGAGCUAUCCAAGCUGAGGAACGGUUAGCAAGACUUGAAGCUGCAUUUGCUAAAACGAAAGUGUCUGGAAAUGAGCAAGUAUCGGAUAAAGUAACGCAACUGGAAAGAAUGUUAGAAGAUGCAAAGUCAGAGCAACUUGCCGAAAGGGAAAAGGCUUUGAAGGAGCUACACAAGGUUACUGACGAGAAUGCCAAACUCCGUUACCGUAUAAUUCAUUUAGUCCGAGCAUUAGAGGAUGCUGAUAGGUGUUCAGCUUCGAAAUGAAGCGAGCCUCUUUGAGGUGUCCAUUUUUUCUUAUCAUUUAGAUGUCAUUUAUUCACAAACACGAGUGAGAACCCUCUCUUUCUUGACCUAUUAUGUUCGAGUCUCACCUGUUUCUUCGUUUCUUGAUAACUUUUGGUUCACAUUUGGAAAAAGUAACACAGAUAAUCCAUUCCCAACUUAUGUAA